UCUUUAUUGAAACAGACGUCCAAUCACCGAGCAGUAUUUUUGAAUAAAUCUGCAUAUUUUGAACCGGGGGUACACCCAAGCGCUGAUAGGUUACGAGAACUAAGAACAGCCAAUCGAGUAAAUGACAAGCGCUCAGCUGGCAGCAAAGCCCCGCCUUUUAUGUAUUAAGUAGUAAACCCCGGAAACGCCGUCGUUUAAAGGUACAGGGGAGAAAUCACAGGCGAAAGGUUGGAACAACGAAAACAGCUGCGAGCACUCCAAAAACAGACAGCGACACGAGAAGACGAGUAAUUGUGCUUCGAAAGAGUCGGAAGACGACCCUAACAUCCUCCGGAGAAAGAGAUAAGACGCGUAGUUAAGGCGCUUGAUGGUCAUUUUAGAGGUUGGAACUCGAUUUUGGCCCUGUACCAACCUGGAAUCCGUCAAAGCGAGCAACACGACAAAAAAAUCUAACCAAAGGGGCAAACGGCACGUCACUGCGGGUCGCCUGGCACGAAUUUACCUUUCGGAGUGGACAUUCUCCCCCAGGAUUCGGGGUGUUAUGACCCUGUCAUGAUGUCAGAGGCAUUCUGCAAACCACGCCCAGGUGACGAAGCCGGCCGUGCGUGGCUGUCGGCCAAUCACAGAUGGAGUCCCACUAGAGUCACUUCUGGCUCGGGAGGAACUUCACUCAGGAGCCUGAUGCGACACUGACGUAUCACUUUGAUGAUUUGGUGAUAGACAUGCUUUUGUAGAGCCAUUUUUUUUCUCCCGGAUACAACUUCCAGAUGCUGUGUGUCUCCGUGGGCCGCAUUAGUGAAGGGCAGGCACAGAGGAGCUGUGCGACUCAUCUUGCUGAUUCACGCUGGACGACAGUCACAAAACGGGAACUAUAGGACUUGACGGUUCUGUGGAACCUCCUUUUCUGGCUCACGGUGCUCGUUGAGGACCCCGUUGCGCUCACGUAAGCCAGGACUGUCAUCUUCCAGACAUAGGAAACAUGCGGCACAUCCAUGUGGAGCUUUCUCACAAAAAAGCUCCGCUUGAGCUUCCAGCCCAGGAGGGGGACCUUCCUCCUCCGACGGCACCUGCACUGGGCCCGGACUCGGGGGUGAGACCGGGGGCUGCCCGGCACUUUGACCAAGAGGACUUGCGACAUCAAAAGGUCUAUCAGCUCUCCAUUUUCUCACAGUUAGGUGGAUUCGCGACCGCCACAGAGUCCCACAACGAUGCCCAAACGAGGCCGGUUCGCGUGGGCGUGAAACGGGGUCUCGAGGAGCCCCAGUUGACUCACAAGCGCCCCCAUGUGGCAAACUGCUCUGACAUAGAUGUACUGGAGGGAGGACUGCUGUGUGGGCCCGCUCCGAUGCCGGCGGUGUUGAUGGGCUUAGUCAGGAGCUCUGGCGGUUGCGGUGCUCUCUAUUCCUGCACACAAAUGGAGCACAGAGACUCUGAGGCCGGGUCAUUGCCCAGAUCCCCCCCACUGUCCCCGAACCACAACCCCUCCCGUCGGCCAGCUCAGCACAAUCACGACAGGCCCGUCCCCGAUGUGUUCGCACCCCUCUCGCCAAAAUCCCCCCCGAUGUGUGACCCUUCUCUGGGAAUCUCAGCCAGACCCGAAGCGCCGAACGGGGGGCGCACCCCCACCUAUUCCAUAGGAAGCCCCGGACAUGAGAGUUGUAGUAAUGGCACAGUCGGAGGCCUGCCCAACCCCCAUAUGUAUGACAUGCCCACAUACGAGCCCCCGAGCCCCGCCAGUCCCACAAGCCCCCCGGGCCCCUUCUCCCCCCCACACCACACAGAACUCCAAGAACCAGGAGAGGCCACCGAAUGGGACGUCGGGCUGGAAUCCUCCCCGCCUGAGCGAAGCGCCACCCAGACCGCUUCUUCCUCCAAUGGCCUGGCUUCGUGGGAGAAGACUCCCAGCAGCAACGGCCACCGUUUAUCGGCAGCGGGCCACUGGCCGGCGAAGAAGAGGUUGCUGUCCCCGAGCGAAACCGCCGAGUCGUGCUCGGAAGACGAGGGGCCGUCGACCUCCAAGAGGAGCAGGCUCUCGUUGCUGGCUCCGGGGCUGGGAUCGUGUCGUAGCACUGAUGCUAAAGCUGCUCCUUACUGGAACCACCUUCUUCCUCCUAAGUGUGCCACAGACUGUACGAGAUCAGGGAGACGACUGAAAAGUGGCCCACGUGUAAAAAGCCGGCAGCUGCGCAGCGGUAGACAUGCGGACAGCAGAACCUUGGCCCGUUCCAGCUGGCCCUCUUCUUCCAUCAGCCGAUCACUAUUAGGAAACUUUGAGGAGUCCAUGCUAAAGGGCCGCUUCUCGCCAUCGGGCCGCAUCGAAGGCUUCACGGCGGAAAUCGGCGCCAGCGGCUCCUACUGCCCGCAACACGUCACGUUGCCCGUGCAGGUUACAUACUACGACAUCUCCGAGCACAGUGCCCCCUCGCCCUUCCUGGGUUUGAUAUCCUUGGAGCAGCUUGGAAAGAAAGGAUACAGCAUACCCAAAGCGGGGACCAUUCAAGUGACCUUAUUUAAUCCCAACAAAACUGUGGUAAAGAUGUUCCUGGUGACCUACAACUUUGACGACAUGCCGACCAAUCACAUGACGUUCCUGCGUCAUCGCAUCUUCCUGAUGCCUGUCGAGGAGGAGGGAGAUGGCAAGAAACACGGAUUGGCAGGGAGCGCGCCGCUAGACGGCAGGAAGAUUCUCUGCUACCUGAUACAUCUCAGAUUCCACAGCUCCAAAUCUGGGAAGAUCUACUUGCACAAUGAUAUCCGGCUGCUAUUCUCCCGCAAGCCCGUGGAAGUGGACACGGGGAUCCCUUACGAACUGAAAUCUUUCACCGAGGUGCCAAGUAACCCCAAAUACUCCCCGCGUGUGUGACCUUCCUGCGCUUCCUAAAGAAGAGGGAGCCGAACAGACUGGAUUUGACAAGGACAGAAAAACAGACGGACAGACUGUAUUCGGGAAGCCAAAACGCCUACAGGACUCGCUCUUGAUCCAGUGCGGGUCAAAAGUCUGUACAGAGAAAUGCACAAACACUGACUCUCUCUCACACACACACACACACACAUUCAUAAACACCGCUGACUGAAUUCAGACUCCACACGUCCGGUGGCGACUCACGUUUAACUUGCAUGCCUUGUGACUUCAACACCUGAGUUUUCCUCGAGUGCCGUACUUCUCACACUGUCCUUCACUCUGCCCGCACACGUAGCACAAGAAGUCAUUUCACUCUUCACGAAAGGGUGAUUGAAUUGAAAGACACGGUGCGGUCGACAGACACUAAAGAGAACGUAUGAGUAAGGAUAUCGGUCAGUCAUGUAAGAAGACCCCAAUGUUAUUUGACACUUUGGGAGGGGGGGGGGAAAAUCAACAAAAACACAUCAACUUCCUGUUAUGUGGCCAGACUGAGGGACAAUGUGCUUUUUUUUUUUUUUUUUUU
Messenger RNA from Hippocampus zosterae (dwarf seahorse), 3425 nucleotides. It is a transcript of the gene atosb, whose product is annotated as protein FAM214B. The record is from RefSeq and is a predicted model, not a curated record. Bases 980 to 2863 code for a protein of 627 amino acids. NCBI's taxonomy places the organism in Eukaryota, Metazoa, Chordata, Actinopteri, Syngnathiformes, Syngnathidae. The transcript has 10 exons.